UCCCGCAGGCAGCAGCCAGUGAGAGUAGUUUAGAACCGUAUGAGGAAAAUCUGGGCUCCGUACAGUAGACGCUCACAUACAGUGACACUGGUACAUUUGUCAGUGGAGGAUGGGCCGUUCACACCUCACAUAUGGACGAAGGAAAACAAAGAUUCGAGCAGGAAACCUUCCGUUUUCCCGCCGCGGAUAAGCAGCUGUUGCUGGAAACAAAGCCGUUCUGACCAAACACAGAUUUCACUUUUUUUUUCUUCUGAGGCUUCAUUUGUGGAGGUGGUGGCAUCACCGGCCGUCGCGCUGUUGCCAAUAUAUAUAUAUAUAUUUUUAAAAAAAAAAAAAGCUAAAACAGGGUUUUUCUCGGGCACAUCAGCAGUUAUGUGUCUUUCUCUACACCGACGACCAUGAAGAUUUUUGGAGGUGAGAUGCUCCAUUUUCCGGACUGAGCUUCUGUACUUGAGCUGCUCCUGAGCUCUAGCAUGGGAGAAUGAAGCAGGGUCUUGCUACCAUGAAGAUGGUGCUGUGUGGCCUUGGGGAGAUGGUAUCCGCAUGUCUGCCAUCAGAUUUUAUGUGAACUCUCCUGCAAUGAUGCCUGCUCACCCUGGAGAAGCAUGGUUCUCUCCACUACUGUUCCCCUCCUGGAUACAGGGGACAUUAACAGCCGUUUCUGCUGCGUCGUUACGAGGUUGCUGAACCUUUCUGAGAGGCUACCAAUGGAAGACCUCUCUGUGGCAAACAUUUCCCUGGGCUCCGGGUCUCCCUCGGAGCCGGUCACCCCAACAGCAAAUGCUCUGGAAAUCCAGCAAGGCAUUGGCCUACCUCUGCAGAUCUUCUUCUGCUUUGUCAUGGCAGCCAUCCUUUUAGUGGCGCUGUCAGGAAACAUAGUGGUGUGCCUGAUGGUGUACCAGAGAUCUGCCAUGCGUUCAGCCAUCAACAUUCUGCUGGCUAGUCUGGCAUUUGCGGACAUGAUGCUGGCCAUCUUGAACAUGCCCUUUGCUCUGGUUACUGUGGUGACCACCAACUGGAUUUUUGGAGAUGUUUUCUGUCGCGUUUCCGCCAUGCUCUUUUGGUUUUUUGUUAUGGAAGGAGCAGCUGUACUGCUUAUAAUAAGCAUUGAUCGUUUUCUUAUUAUUGUCCAGAAGCAAGAUAAGCUGAGCCCACAGAGAGCCAAGCUGCUCAUAGUGGUCACAUGGGGACUCUCGUUCAUUUUCACUUUCCCUCUAGCUGUUGGCUCACCUCCCUUACAGAUCCCACCCAGAGCUCCUCAGUGUAUAUUUGGCUACAGCAGUGAUCCUGGUUACCACGCCUAUGUGUUGAUAUUAACACUAGUUUUUUUCUUCUUGCCUUUCACAGUCAUGCUAUACACAUUCAUGGGCAUCCUCAACACCAUCCGCCACAAUGCCAUUCGCAUCCGUAGCCACACAGACAGCGUCUGUCUGAGCCAGGCCAGCAAACUGGGCCUCCUCAGCCUUCAGAAGCCCUUCAAGAUGAACAUAGACAUGAGCUUCAAGACCCGUGCCUUCACCACCAUCCUCAUCCUCUUCUCCGUGUUUACAGCGUGCUGGGCACCCUUCACUGCCUUCAGCUUGGUAACUACCUUCAGUGACAGGUUCUACCGCAAAGACAGCUUUUUUCAAAUCAGCACAUGGGUCUUGUGGUUGUGCUACCUCAAGUCAGCCCUCAACCCUCUUAUUUACUACUGGCGGAUCAAGAAGUUCCGCGACGCCUGCCUCGAUCUGAUGCCCAAAUAUUUCAAGUUUCUUCCUCAGCUGCCAGGCAACACAAAGAGGCGCAUACAGCCGAGCGCUGUGUAUAUAUGUGGAGAGCAUCGCUCUGUGGUAUAAGGCAUAACUCCUCUCUGAAACACUGUUAAAAUGCAUCUUAUCUCACUAGGGUUUUCUCAUGGUUUACUUCUCUUAGCAGGCUAUAAGACUGAGGUUAGCACUGCAUUAAAAAUAUAAGGGGGCUGAGGUGGAAUGGGUUAUUGCUACAGUAGCCAGACUGAAGAUCCAAUCCGGGAGGUACACGGUGAGUCCAACAUGCCAGAGAUUUAAAGGUUGUCAGGUGAGAAAUCGCAAAAUUUCCAAUAUAAGACCUGACUGUCAGUACUGAAACUGUACUUUAUAAGUUUUAUUUUUAAAACAUCAUAUGUGAAUGUGAGGAUUCUUCAUCAACAAAGAUUUGGUUGAGCUUUAGUUUCCACAAGAAGUAGCAACAGUCAGUCAUGAACAGACAGAAUAGCAUUUGCAUUUAGUGGUUAGAAGUUACGCAUGUUGGGCAGGAAAUUCAGAGUGAGGUGAUCCUUUUGAAAGGCAAAAAGGUCAUUUGUGCACCAUGGCUUAAGUCAGGGGUGUCCAACUCGGCUGGUGUCCUGCAGGUUUUAGAUGUGUCCUUGA
Molecule: messenger RNA, 2390 nt
Organism: Pundamilia nyererei
Lineage: Eukaryota; Metazoa; Chordata; Actinopteri; Cichliformes; Cichlidae
Gene: gpr63
Product: G protein-coupled receptor 63
Exons: 2
Coding region: 606-1838 (410 amino acids)
Biological process (GO): G protein-coupled receptor signaling pathway; cell surface receptor signaling pathway
Cellular component (GO): membrane
Molecular function (GO): G protein-coupled receptor activity
Source: RefSeq, a predicted model, not a curated record